Messenger RNA from Linnemannia hyalina, 876 nucleotides. NCBI's taxonomy places the organism in Eukaryota, Fungi, Mortierellomycota, Mortierellomycetes, Mortierellales, Mortierellaceae. The record is from the annotation of a GenBank genome assembly.
AUGGCUUCGCUCUUGUCCUCGGUCAGAGCCGGUCUCCGUACCGGUCUUCCCGCCGAAUGCCGCUCAUUCGUCACCGCCGCCACACAGCCCGCCACAUGGACUCACAAGUCAUUAAGAACAGGAGUGAUCGCAAGGAAGAAGGGCAUGACCGCCAUGUGGGACGAGUGGGGUGUCAGGAUACCCGUCACUGUUCUCCAGCUUGAGCAAUGCCAGGUUAUCCAGGUCAUGAACGAGGAAACUCAUGGAUACACAGCCCUCCAGAUCGGAAGCACGGAUCGCACACCCAAGAAUGUUACCGUACCUAUGUUGGGUCAUUUCGCCAAGGCCGGUGUUGAGCCCAAGCGUAGGAUCGUCGAGUUCGAGGUCACCCCCGAUGCCGUCUUGCCCGUCGGCACCGAGUUGGUCGCCUCUCAUUUUGUCCCCGGCCAGUUCGUCGACUGCUCCGCUCCUACCAUGGGAAAGGGAUUCCAGGGAGCGAUGAAGAGACACGGAUUCGGAGGUCAGCCAGCAACACACGGUACAUCUCUCACGCACCGUUCGCUCGGUUCGACCGGUCAGCGUAAGGAUCCCGGUAAGGUCUUCAAGGGCAAGAAGAUGGCGGGUCGCAUGGGAGGCGAGCAGGCGACGGUACAGAGUCUGAAGGUCAUGAAGAUCGACAACGACCUCAACCUGAUCUAUGUCAAGGGCGCCGUCCCCGGUGUCGAUGACCAGUUUGUCAAGGUCCGGGAUGCGAUCAAGAAGCGUGGCGACAAGAUUGCCCCCGCUGAUGUCUUACCCCUGCCCUUCCCUACUAUCCAGCCUGAGGCUGUCAAGGCCAUGCCAAGAGAGUUGGUUGCCAAGACGGGUGGCUCUGAUCCUUACGUCAUGAAGGAGUAA